GAAGAAAUGAAACAUGGCCGACUCUGAUAGAAGACAGGCUGACAGCGUCAACCAUGCUAUAGAUGGAGGAGAUGCCAAGCUGCAAGAAAUUGCACGAGCGAAGGAGCUGACCAAGGAAGAAAAGCAGCGUCUUAGGAAAGAGAAGAAGCAUCAGAAAAAGAACAAGAAAGAUGACAAGGGUCCUCCAGAAAAGAAGCCGUCAGUUCAAUCUCCAUCAAAACCCAUCACACAGAGCCCAGCACAUAAAGCAGCUUCUGCGACUGUAAAUGCAUCUGUGUCCGAGUCUUCUGCUGCUGCAGAGAAGCCUGCAAAGACAAAAGCGGAGCUGCGAGCAGAGCGCCGGGCACGACAAGACUCAGAACGGGGGUCAAAACAGGGCAAGAAAGAACCAAGCCUACAGUCCUCUGUGGUGAAAAGGUUACCAGAGUAUGUUCAAGUGGAUGAUCCUGCUAUAGUGAAAAAGUUGGCCAAAAGGCUUGAAAGACAGCAGGUCCCUCUGAGGUCAGACUAUGGCUACAAGGUCAGCCUGUUCUCCCAUCUACACCAAUAUAGCCGAAAAGCCCCUCCCACCCAACAAAUCAGCGUCCCUGCUACAGUUAUUCACCCAUCCAUUGUUCGACUGGGCCUGCAGUACUCACAGGGCAUUAUAGCAGGGUCCAAUGCCCGAUCUGUGGCCCUACUACAUGCCUUUAAACAGGUUAUCCAAGACUAUACCACGCCUCCAAACGAAGAGUUGUCAAGGGACCUUGUAAACAAGCUGUCACCAUAUAUCAGUUUUCUCAACCAGUGUCGCCCUCUAUCAGCAAGUAUGGGAAAUGCAAUCAAGUACAUCAAGAAGGAAAUUUCCAAUAUUCCAAGUCAGUGCAAAGAAGAUGAGGCAAAAGGGAAGUUGCAGACAUGUAUUGACAGUUACAUAAAUGAGAAGAUCAUUUUGGCCUCCCAAGCCAUUUCUAAAUAUGCUAUUGAGAAGAUAAGUAAUGGAGAUGUCAUUCUGGUUUAUGGAUGCUCUUCACUUGUCAAUCACAUUCUGUGCGAAGCGUUUGAGAAGCAGAGGAAGUUCAGAGUCAUAGUUGUUGACAGUCGACCCAGGUUGGAGGGCAGAGAGGUGCUGAGGCGUCUGGUGAAGAGAGGCAUCCAGUGUACUUAUGUGCUCAUAUCUGCCUUGUCCUACAUUCUGCCUGAAGUAUCCAAGGUAUUUCUUGGUGCCCACGCACUUCUUGCCAAUGGAUAUGUUAUGUCACGUGUUGGAACUUCCCAAAUUGCCCUGGUAGCAAAGGCUUACAAUGUACCAGUUCUGGUCUGCUGUGAGACCUACAAGUUCUGUGAACGAGUGCAGACGGACUCCUUUGUGUCCAAUGAACUAGAUGAUCCUGAUGACCUGAUUGUGACCCGAAAUGGUAACACCCACCUAGAAAACUGGCAGACUGUUAAAUCGCUGGGGCUUCUGAACUUGGUGUAUGACGUGACUCCACCAGACUUUGUGGACCUUGUGAUAACUGACUUGGGCAUGAUCCCUUGCACCUCUGUGCCUGUGGUACUGCGAGUCAAGAAUGUCGAUCUGUGAAGAGCAGAUACAAGCUGUUUCCCUCUUGCAUCUGCACAUUAUGUGUCUGUGCACACAGGGCUUCUGGCAUGAAAUAAACAUCUAUGAAAUGGAACUAGCUUUUCGAACAAAGCCUCUGUUUAUUUCUUCAAUAGCAGGAUGCUUUAAAAUGCUUAACACUUUUGUAUUGUUAGACCAACCCAAUUCCAGUAUCCCACAGAUGACGUAGUCCAUUUCAGUCAGUCGAAUUAACUUUUAUUAGGACAGCUUUUUUUUUUUUUUUUUCUUCAAGUACAAGACUUGCUGUAAAUGGGAUCAAGAUUGUCAUGGCUUCUAGUCCUUUUGCCAAGUCAUCUGAAUAAAAUUAUUAUUAUUUUUUUAUAUUAAUCUAAUACAAUUUUGGCCCAUCAAGAGUGUCAGUGCAUAGGCAGAAACAGUGUUAGAAACAUCAUUCUUAUUUGGAUAGUUUCUGUUGCCGAAAUCCUUUCAUAGAUGUGAAUAAGGGAAAAGAGUUAUGGCGUGAUAUACACUAGUUAUGGUGCAAAUGUGUAUAAGACCACUCAAAAGCUUAAUAUGCUGCAUAAGGUUCUGUUUAUAAUAUUACCAGAACCCUGGAAGAGCUAUAGAAAAAGAAAUGGUUUGUAAAAAAACUGUUGUUUGCUAAUUGUUAAUAUUAAAAACAGAAGGCAUUCAUCAAACAAAUCUAUUUCAAGUACAAGGUUGCCAAGGUAUUUGCCUAGCACAAUUCAACAUUACAGACAGUUACAGAAAGUGAGAUUCACAUAAUGUAGCUUGCAUAUGUCCAUAUUGUACUAGUAGUUUAGUUGGUGAGCCCCUCUAUUAAUGUUGUAUAAGUAGAAAAAACGUAUCUUUUACUUAAUCAUACAAAUGUAGGUGUUGAAUGGUUAUACACAGCAGGUAGUAGACAUCUGUAAACAAACAGGAUUUGAAUAUAUAUUUGUUAAAAAAUAAAGGAAUAUUCCAGGUUCAAUUCAAGUUAAGCUCAUUUAACAGCAUUUGUGGCA
Messenger RNA from Xyrauchen texanus (razorback sucker), 2568 nucleotides. RefSeq names its product translation initiation factor eIF-2B subunit delta-like. The transcript has 13 exons. The record is from RefSeq and is a predicted model, not a curated record. The coding region runs from base 14 to 1564 and encodes 516 amino acids. NCBI's taxonomy places the organism in Eukaryota, Metazoa, Chordata, Actinopteri, Cypriniformes, Catostomidae.